UUUGCAGUGGUGGUAGCAAGUGGUGGUAGACUGGCGAGAGGGAAAUGUGUUUGUUUGUUUGUUUGUUUGUUUAUGGGCUUGGGGCCAUACUCGGCGAUGCUCAGGGCUUAUUCCUGCCUCUGAGCUCAGGAAUCACUCCUGGCGGGGCUCGAGGUACCACGGGGAUGGCGAGGAUGGAACCCUGGGCAGCCGCAAGCCAGGCAAACAUCCUCCCCGCUGUUCUAUCGCUCCCGCCCCAAGAGGGCUGUUUUUGAGGAGACGUUUUGGGGCGGGAAAAGCUGAAACCCCUUCCCUCUUCUUGGGGGAAGGUCCUAGCUGGCCCCGCUACCCACAUGCCCUCUUUCUGACCCGCAGUCUCAGAAGACCAACGGGCCCCGCCUCCCCAGGGCGCGGAAACUGGCGAGGUCCCGAGGGCUCCCCGUUAUAGCUCUGUUUCCACUCCGCGUUCCCUCCAGGACCUGGGCUGAGCGAGUUUCUUCCAUGCCCUCGCCUCUCUCUCUACCUCAUCUCCAGGCUCCCUGUGCCCCCCCGGAACCGUGUUAGCGUGCAGGUGUCCAGCCCAGCCUGGACCCCCUUCUUUCCGUCCAGGUGUUCUAGUUCCCAGACCCCAACCGGGCCGGGGCACCCCCGCGCAGUGUGCCCAUUCAUCGGCGCCGUAGCCGCGGGAGUUUCUCAAUGGAAGGGGGCGGGGCUCCCGGGGGCGGGCGGGGGCGGGGCGAGUGGACUCCCGCCCUCCCGGGGUCUCACCGAGGCCGAUCCCACGCACCCGCCAGUGUUUCUGAGCAUCGGAGAUCGCGGCUGGGCAGGCUCGAGCAGCCCCAGGCCAGCGAGAGGGACUGGGGUGCGAAGCGGAGAGAGGUACCCGCCAAGGAAGGCGCUGGCAAGGAAGUUGGUGCAAGUCUGAAUCUGGGGCCUGACUCGCUCAGGAUGCCAGUCUGCGUUCUCCUCACCCUCCUCUUCUGCCUCGAAGGAAAUGCAGGGUCUCCACACUUCGUGCAACAGCCAGAGGACUUGGUGGUACUGCUGGGGUCCGAGGCGCGCCUCCCCUGUGCCCUGGGCGAGUACAGGGGACUGGUUCAGUGGACUAAGGAUGGGCUGGCUCUAGGGGGCCAAAGAGACCUGCCGGGGUGGCCUCGGUACUGGAUAUCAGGGAGUGGAGCCAGUGGCCAGCAUGACCUCCACAUUAGACCGGUGGAGCUGGAAGACCAAGCCACGUAUGAAUGUCAGGCUUCACAGGCAGGCCUCCGCUCCAGACCAGCCCAGCUGCAUGUACUGGUGCCCCCAGAACCCCCCCAGGUACUGGGCGGUCCCUCUGUGUCUCUGGUUGUUGGGGUUCCUGCGAAUCUGACCUGUCGGAGCCGUGGUGAUGCUCACCCCUUUCCUGAGCUGCUCUGGUUCCGAGACGGGGUCCGACUGGAUGGGGCCACCUUCCGCCAGACCCAGCUGAACGAAGAGAGCACUGGCUUAGUGGAGAGCAUCUUGUACUUAACCCCUUCCAGCCAGGAUGAUGGAGCCACUUUGGUGUGCCGUGCCCGGAACCAAGCCUUACCCUCCGGGAAGGACACAGCUGUCACUCUGAGCCUGCAGUACCCACCAGUGGUGACGCUAUCUGCAGAACCGCAGACUGUGUAUGAAGGAGAGAAAGUCACGUUCCGGUGCCAGGCCACCGCCCAGCCCCCGGUCACUGGCUACAGGUGGGCAAAGGGGAGCUCCCCGGUGCUCGGGGCCCGCGGGUCAAUUUUGGAGGUGGUGGCGGACGCCUCAUUCCUGACCCAGCCGGUGUCCUGCGAGGUCAGCAACGCCGUGGGGAGCGCUAACCGCAGCACCGCGCUGAACGUGCAGUUCGGGCCGAUUCUGCAGGCAAAGCCGGAACCCGUGUCCGUAGACGUGGGGGGAGACGCCUCCUUCAGCUGUGCCUGGCGCGGGAACCCGCUCCCGCGGGUGACCUGGACCCGGCGCGGGGCCGUGCAGGUGCUGGCGACCGGGCCCACGCUGCUUAUUCCGUCGGUGAAGGCCGAAGAUGCAGGCGACUACGUGUGCAGGGCCGAGCCUGGGGUCUCGGGCCGCGGGGGAGGCACCGCGGAGAUCAGGCUGACCGUGAACGCUCCCCCUGUUGUGACUGCUCUGAGUUCCGCACCUGCCUUCCUGAUGGGUCCCGCGCGCCUCCAGUGUCUAGUCUUCGCCUCCCCGCUCCCAGAAGCCGUGGUCUGGUCUUGGGAUGAUGGCUUCCUAGCUGCAGGAUCACAGGGCCGGUUCCUGGUGGAGACAUUCCCGGCCCCGGAGGGCAGUGGAGAACGGGGCCCCGGCCUGAUCUCUGUGCUCCACAUUUCCCACACUCGGGAAUCUGACUUUAAGCAAGGCUUCAACUGCACUGCCCGGAACCGGCUAGGAGAAGGAGGCGCCUGGGUCAGCCUGGAUGGGAGAGCCGCGGUGCCCUUUCUGCAGAUUGUGUCUGGAGGAGUGGCCGCGGCUAUGGCCCUUCUUAUGACCAUCACUGGCUUGUUCCUCUGCUUCUGUCGCCAUGGCAAAGCUUCUUUCUCAAAGCAAAAGAACACGGUGCAAAUCCCAGGCAGCAGUGAUGCCUCCAGUUCGAGAGACCAGGAAGAGGAGGAGACGAUGGGCAACAGUGGAGAACAGGGCACCCCGAUGCACAUAGACCACAGUGACCUGGUCCUGGAGAAGGGGACUCUGGAGAACAAGGACCCAACCAAUGGUUAUUACAAGGUUCGAGGCGUCAGUGUGAGCCCAAGCCUGGGUGAAGCAUCUGGAGAAGGAAAUUUCCUGCCAUCUCCCAAUCCCCCGGGACCUCCAGGAACCCCUACCUACCAUGACUUCAACCCGCCUCUUGCCAUGGACCUCCUGCAAAGACAGCACAGAGCAGACACAAACUAUCUCCCCACACACAAUCCGAUCCCCCCGUGCAGACCCUACCGAGACCGGACCAGCUAUCUGACCACGUCCCGGCUGGUGCCCCAGUGCAGGCCAUACAGAGAUCCAGCAGGCUCUCUCACUCUACCCCGGCCGCAGCCUCAAGCUUUUAUCAACUACAUCAAACCCACAUCCUUUGGGCUCCCAGAUCUGAGCCCAGGGCCUCCCUGUUGCCCGUAUGCAGUCUUUCCCACACCAGGUCACUCUCGUCUCCAGACUCAUGUGUGACAUCCCCUCAACUGAAGAAUUUUAGCCACCAUGGAUUGUCCUGAUUUCUAAGGAACCACGAGUUGAUGAUCUUACUCCUCCAAAACUGAACAUUGCUGAGAGGGAGGGAAAGAUGGUUACAAUAAUCUGGAUCAUCUCAGCC
Sorex fumeus (smoky shrew) is the source of this 3298-nucleotide messenger RNA. RefSeq names its product kirre like nephrin family adhesion molecule 2 (gene KIRREL2). Gene Ontology annotation, biological process: cell-cell adhesion. The record is from RefSeq and is a predicted model, not a curated record. Lineage: Eukaryota; Metazoa; Chordata; Mammalia; Eulipotyphla; Soricidae. The coding region runs from base 676 to 3156 and encodes 826 amino acids. The transcript is spliced from 15 exons. Gene Ontology annotation, molecular function: cell adhesion molecule binding. Gene Ontology annotation, cellular component: cell-cell junction.